Molecule: messenger RNA, 2771 nt
Organism: Vicia villosa (hairy vetch)
Lineage: Eukaryota; Viridiplantae; Streptophyta; Magnoliopsida; Fabales; Fabaceae
Product: tubulin-folding cofactor E-like
Exons: 15
Coding region: 249-1853 (534 amino acids)
Biological process (GO): protein folding
Molecular function (GO): alpha-tubulin binding
Source: RefSeq, a predicted model, not a curated record
AUUUAAACACACUGGCCUAAAUAAAGGGAUUUGAUAUUUACGACCGACCAUCUUUUGUAAGAAAAAACAGAUUUUCACAACCUGCGACGCUGUCCUCCAGUUUGCCGGCCACCGCAAGCCGGCCGUGAUCUAUAUUCCGGCGAAGCAACGCAGGAAUCAACUAACACAGUCAAACAUACACUACACACCAUUAACGUGUCACUAGGUUUUGUUCUACCACUCUCCAACUCUCUACAGCAAAACAAAAGAUGCAGGAACCUCCCAAUUCAACAAACGAAUUCCGAUUAGGGAAACGAGUACACACAUCCGGUAAUCCAACUAGAAUCGGCACAGUGAAGUAUCUCGGAACUGUAGAAGGCUACUCAGACACAUGGAUCGGAAUCGACUGGGACAAUGCAGAAGGAAAACACGAUGGAUCCCUCAAUGGAGUUCGCUACUUCAAUGCUAAAUCCGAAACAUCAGGUUCCUUUGUUCGUCCUAAGAAUCUCUCUAAAGGAGUUUCAUUUCUCGAAGCUAUUGAAAAAAGAUAUCGAAGUUAUUCUACUAAAGAUGAAGAAGAUGAAAUGUAUGUGUUUUCGUCUAGUAAUAGGCGGGUUUCUAUUCAAUUGUUGGGUGAAAGUGAACUUAAUGAUAAGCUAAGUCGACUUGAGGAGUUAUCGAAUGUGUCGUUGUCUUUUAUGGGUGUUGGUUUCCCUGGAAGUCCAGGUCAAAUUAGUACUACGGUGCCGAAUAUAAAAGAACUUGAUCUGUCUGGGAACCUUCUUUCGGAGUGGAAGGAUGUUGGCAUCAUUUGUGAACAGUUACCUGCUCUGAGGGCUCUAAACUUAUCCUACAACUUAAUGUCACCAUAUAAAUCUGAGCUUCCAUUACUGAAAAGCAUCCGUAUUCUAGUUUUAAAUAAUACCGGUGUAGAUUGGGAGCAGGUCGAACUGCUUAGACUGUCAUUGACAGCAAUUGAAGAGCUACAUAUUAUGGGAAACAAUAUAAGCAGAAUACUGCCUGCGUCAUCCUCUAUGGUUCAGGGAUUUGAUACUUUGCGCCUGUUGAAUUUGGAAGAUAAUUGUAUAGCAGAAUGGAGUGAAAUCAUGAAGCUUUCUCAGCUAAGAUGUUUGGAGCAGCUUUAUUUGAACAAGAAUUGUUUGAGUUCUCUCUUUUAUCCUGAUAAUGGUUCUCAGUAUUAUGAUUCAAAAGUUACGGACUGCAAGCCCUUUCAAAAUUUGCGCUGUCUUCUGUUGGGUGACAACAACAUUAGUGAUCUAGCAUCUGUUGAUUCAUUAAACUUGUUUCCUAACUUGGUGGAAAUCAGGCUUUCUGGGAACCCAAUAACUGAUACUGCAAGAGGUGGGGUUCCAAGAUUUGUUUCAAUCGCUCGUUUAGCAAACAUUCAGAUAUUGAAUGGGAGCGAGAUUACCUCUCGUGAAAGAAAGGACUCUGAGAUUAGGUAUGUCCGGCUUGUGGUCUCAAGGUUGCAUGUUAGUCCCGAAGAAAUCAAACAGCACCCCAGGUUUUCUGAGCUUAAGAAUUUUUACGGAAUUGAGGAUCAAAAGCCUUUAGUUGGAGCUUCUGGUGGCCCACGGGCAAUGAGCUCGGGAUUCUUGUCUAUCACUCUGAAGUGUGUCGGAGCAUCCAUGGGUGAGAAAGAACCAUUGACAAAGAAGCUGCCAGCAACAACUACAGUUGGCAAGCUAAAAUUUCUCUGUGAAAGCUUUUUUAAGCUGAAGUCAAUGAAGCUGAAAUUAUUUUUUCAAGAAGAGGGAUCUCCAUUGCCCUUGCUGCUUGACAAUGACUCGUCAUCUCUUACGGACCUUGGGGUUGGCAAUGAUUCGGUUAUCCUUGUCGACGAAGAUAGUUGAUAAAAACAUCUGAAUUUUUGUAUAAGCCUUUUGGUGUAGUCUAUAUUAAAAAGAAAUUACUCUAUAAUCGGGAUUGAAUAUGUUGUGUAGGUCACACGAUUUUGUUAAAUGCGUUGUUUGAACUUGUUAUUUUGGAGCUGUGAUGCACUAUUUGACGGGACUUCAUUUUUACCUUGUUCUUGCUGCUAAAAAAUCCUACAUAUUUUUGAAAAUAUGUUUCUGAAUGGGAUGAAUUGUUUUUUUUACUAGUAUAUGAUAAAACAAUUCGGAUUUAUAGGAUCCUUGAGUAUGCAUAUGAUUAAUUGAAGUGACCAAUGGUCUAAUCUUUGUAUCCAAAUUAAGAAUGGUGAAAUCUGUUGUUUGUUGAAAUUGGAGAUGUUGGAUAGCCAUUUGCUUGACAAAGUAAUCUAAUGACGGUUCAAAUCUAACAACUUGUGGGUUGUUUUGCCACAACUAAAGUUUGUUGUUGUGCAGAUCAAUUUCCAUACCUCAAGUUUAAAUGGUUUUUUCAAUUGGGGUGAUACUUGUUACCGGACAAAUCACAGUUGUUGUACAUGUCAUAGUUGUUGGCUUAGUAUAUGUUUGUUGCAUUUGUUUGAGGUAAAUCAACAUUGGGAUUUUCUUGCAAAGUGAGACAUAAAUCUGUUGGGGGUGCCUAUGAGAAGUACAAAUACCACUAACCUUUGUUGUUUGAGUUUUACCUAAUGCUAAUUGCUAUACCAACCAAUGAAGUAAGCUCAUCAAGCUUGUUCUUUAAAUUCUUGUUGGAAGUAGAAGAAGUUUGAAUCUCAUUCACUUCUCUUGUCAAUACUAAAUUGUUUUUGGUUGUGAAAGUGACAUAUACUCAAUCAAAACUUUGCUGUUUAUAGGGUCUUAUUGACAAUUGUCUCCUCCACUACCAAUAUUAAAGAUGUUUAU